AUGGAGAAUCCUUCUGAGCUUCAUUUACAGGCAGCAAAAAGGGUGCUAAGAUAUUUGAAAGGAACAACUGAGUUUGGAAUUUUCUAUAAGAAGGGAGGAGAUGAUGAACUUGCUGCAUACACUGAUAGUGAUUAUGCUGGAAAUUUGGAGGACGGAAAGAGUACUUCAAGCUAUGUGUUUUUAUUGAGUUCAGGAGUAGUAUCAUGGUCAUCAAGAAAACAACCAGUAGUGAGUCUAUCUACCACAGAGGCAGAGUUUAUUGUUGCUGCUUCGUGUGCAUGCCAAGCAAUAUGGUUGAAAAGGGUGUUAGGAAAGCUGAGUCAAAAUCAAGGCAAGUCAACCACUAUUCGUUGUGAUAAUAGUUCUGCAAUCAAACUCUCAAAGAACCCAAUAAUGCAUGGUCGUAGUAAGCACAUAGACAUCUUAUCUAGAAUAAUCUCUAAAGGCUACCAAAUGCAUCAAGAGCAUAUAUAG
Messenger RNA from Vitis vinifera (wine grape), 474 nucleotides. RefSeq names its product secreted RxLR effector protein 161-like. The record is from RefSeq and is a predicted model, not a curated record. The transcript has a single exon. Lineage: Eukaryota; Viridiplantae; Streptophyta; Magnoliopsida; Vitales; Vitaceae. The coding region runs from base 1 to 474 and encodes 157 amino acids.